AUGCCAAACCAACCCAACCAACCCCAACAAAUGCACAACAUCAACCCCACAGACCUCCAAAACUUCGUCAAGCAAAUCCUCAUCGCAAACAAAACAUCACCAGAACACGCGGAGAUAGUCUCCAAAUGCCUCGUAUCAGCUGAUCUCCGCGGCGUAGACACACACGGCAGCAACCGCAUCCCCUCCUACAUGGAACGGAUCCGACAAAACGCACUUGACCCAAGCGCUGUCCCAACAAUCCGGCAAGUGACGCCCGCCGUCGCACAAGUCGACGCGCACAACGGGUUCGGCUUCGUAGCCGCACACGAGGGAAUGAAGCUCGCCAUCUCAAUGGCCCAGAUUUUCGGUAUCGGAAUGGUCUCCGUCAAGCACUCGAAUCACUUCGGCAUGUCCGCAUGGUUGGUGCAGCAGGCGCUAGAGGCUGAUAUGAUGUCGCUUGUAUUUACGAAUAGCUCGCCCGCGCUGCCCGUCUGGGGCGGGAAGGAGAAGCUAAUGGGUGUGUCGCCGAUUGCGUGUGGGGCACCGGCUGGAGAAGGCAGGCCGUUUAUCUUGGAUAUGGCACCUUCCAUUGCCGCUCGCGGGAAGAUUUAUAAGGCGCUUCGGCGUGGGGAGAAGAUUCCUACGGAUUGGGCGCUUGAUAAGGAUGGGGCAAGGACGGAUGAUCCUGCUGAGGCUUUGCAGGGUGUUAUGCUGCCUAUGGGUGGGCCGAAGGGGUCUGCGCUAUCUGUUAUGAUGGAUGUUUUCUCCGGUGUGCUUUCUGGGUCUGCUUUUGCUGGCCACGUUACCAACCCAUAUGAUCCGUCGAAGCCAGCUGACGUGGGACAUUUUUUGGUGGCUAUUAAGCCGGAUUUGUUUAUGACUAUCGAGGAGUUCAAAGCGAGGAUGGAUUACCUUUAUCAGCGGGUUGUUGAUUCGGAGAAGAUGGCUGGUGUGGAUCGGAUUUAUUUCCCUGGGGAGAUCGAGAUAAUUACCGAGGAGAAACGGUUGGCAGAGGGUAUCCCUUUUGCCACUGCUGAGAUUGAGAGCUUGAAUAAGGAAGCUGACCUGGUAAAGGUUGAGCGUUUGAAAGCAUAG
This is a messenger RNA of Penicillium mononematosum, 1074 nucleotides long. Its product is annotated as Ldh family oxidoreductase. NCBI's taxonomy places the organism in Eukaryota, Fungi, Ascomycota, Eurotiomycetes, Eurotiales, Aspergillaceae. The coding region runs from base 1 to 1074 and encodes 357 amino acids. The transcript has a single exon. The record is from RefSeq and is a predicted model, not a curated record. Gene Ontology annotation, molecular function: oxidoreductase activity.